AGAGUGAGUCACGCCGCCGUAGUGACCUCGUGCACAGCGUUCAACUUCAGCGACAUGAGCGGAGGAUGUGCCACAUGAAGCGGGGACGCACGCCGCUUGUGCCAAAGUUUGACACUGUGAGCCACCACUCUGACACGGACUAGAGAGCGCGCAUAAGUUUACGCGCCGUUUUUACACGUCGCUGCGCACUUGAGACUCUUGGGAUUGCUUGGAGCCCGGCGCGUGUCUUAUAUGUCCACCCGGGGAGAGAAGUAGUUUUGAGUGCUGUUGUUUGGAGCUCCGCGUAAGGAAGGAGACAUGCAGCUUCUCGGCUGGAGCUUGGUUCUCCUCUGUCAGUGGAUCCUGCACAAGGUCCAAGGGCUGGAGAAGCAGGUGGACUUCUCAGACCUGGGUCCGGUGGGUUCGGUCAUGAAGACAUUUCCAUACGGCGCAGUGGGCGGGGCAGCGGGAGGCGUGGUCAAGCCCCCCUAUCAAACGAGGGUCUUCUCCACCUCCAUAGACCAGACCCCCAUGAAGACCAAGCCCCCAACUUACAACUUCUACAACCCAUACGACGGCAGGAACCAGUCUCUUCUCUUGGACCAGACAGGCUACCGCUCCAAGCGCAAACCCUCGCUAAAGACCGCCAUGAAAACCAAAAAAAUCUUCGGAUGGGGCGAUUUCUACUUCAAUGUCAAGACGGUGAAGUUCAGCCUCUUGGUCACGGGCAAAAUCGUAGACCACAUCAAUGGCACCUUCACAGUUUACUUCCGGCACAACUCGUCCAGUCUCGGCAACGUCUCGGUCAGCAUCGUACCCCCAACCAAAGUGGUGGAGUUUGAGGUUUUGUCGCAGACUCCCUUGCAUCCACACACCCAACAAGAGGUGCAGAUUCACGAGACGCAACAAUCCACCGUUGAUCCCAAGGAGGUGAAAACAUUCAACUGCCGAGUGGAGUACGAAAAGACCAACAGAUCCAAGAAGCCCAAACCCUGCCUGUACGACCCCUCGCAGACCUGCUUCACGGAACACACCCAGUCCCACGCCGCUUGGCUCUGUGCAAAGCCCUUCAAAGUCAUCUGCAUCUUCAUCUCCUUCUUCAGCAUCGACUACAAGCUGGUGCAAAAAGUGUGUCCGGACUACAACUUUCAAAGCGAACACCCUUACUUUGGAUAGUAAUGACAAGACUGGACUCGACAGAAAUAUCAAAAGUAUAGACUCUAUAUGGACUAUAUGGAAGAAGCAGUGGACGAUUAUUUCUGCUUCUCCAAAACUGCUGUGAAUUGUGGAUUUAAAUUUAAAAAAUAUACUCACAGUUAUGGAUGAGAUGCUGUAUGGAUGGCGCCAAUUCAUUUUCCAACUUUGUAUUUGUUUUAAUUCCAUUUCUUUCUGUAAAUAUUGUACUCACCCUCACAGUUCAAGAGGUAAGAGACUGUAGUGGGCACAAGUGACACUAGCAGCUGUUUAUAAUGCAUUAUAGAGAAAUUAUAACACAGUUGUAUGUGCUAACUACCUAAACUCUCAAAUAAUAUGCAAUAUGCCAGAUUUGUAGGAAACUGUAGCGUUAGUCUUUCAAAUUAUCAAUCUUAAACAAAUAUAAAUGGUGUAAUCCUUCAUUAAAUCGCAUAUUUCUGUCUACACAUUGGUAAGACUCCACCAGAUGAUGUCAAAUAAAUAUUACAAAUUGCUCAAACAUGUAUGAAAUGAAACAGAAUUCAACUAGCACCAGAUUUUUACUUAAAAGCGUGAACACAGAACUAGUUUCAAAUAGUUUGCAGUGGUCCAAAGUUAUUCCUCACUUACCUUAUACAUUCCCGAGAAUCCUGGUUAUUCAUCGUGAGCGCUUUUCACAACGCUCACAGACUAGAGCGGAGUUUUGCUGAGACUGUAACGCUAACAACAAAUAGCAUGCUUCCUCAUUAUCGGACAUUAAACUCUUUGUAAUCACAUGCAGACGGCACGCAGUGGACAAAUUUUGACCUCAAGAGCUGUUUGUAUAAUAUAUCUGUACUGGGGCAAGACAAUUUUUGCUCAAAUACAUGGGAAAAAAUCAAACAAAAAAACAUUAUCUCAUGUUUUAUUCAGUAGCCUAUGAGAAAUUGAUUUUGGUCACUUGUGCCUUUUACAUUCUCAACCCUCUAGUUAUUAUUUUAGGCCUUGUUUGUCUUAUUCCCUUUUGCAGUUGGAGACUUCUGGCCAAAUCAUGUAUGGUGGCCAGUGGCAAAUGGUAGUCUGACUGUUAACCAUCCUCUCUAUUAUACAUUACCAAAAUCCUGGACAUAAGAGAGAUAUAUGUAUGAGAAAUGCUAUGCUGGAUAUGCAUACAAUAUACUGUAUAAAAAAGCACAUUAAAAUCCUCUAAACCGCC
Periophthalmus magnuspinnatus is the source of this 2347-nucleotide messenger RNA. RefSeq names its product neurexophilin-2. The transcript is spliced from 2 exons. The coding region runs from base 298 to 1155 and encodes 285 amino acids. Gene Ontology annotation, molecular function: signaling receptor binding. Lineage: Eukaryota; Metazoa; Chordata; Actinopteri; Gobiiformes; Gobiidae. The record is from RefSeq and is a predicted model, not a curated record.